Messenger RNA from Hydatigera taeniaeformis, 4998 nucleotides. The record is from the annotation of a GenBank genome assembly. NCBI's taxonomy places the organism in Eukaryota, Metazoa, Platyhelminthes, Cestoda, Cyclophyllidea, Taeniidae.
AUGGACAGCGACAGUUGGGAUGUUGUCGCUGCUCAAAUGAAGAAAAGCAUCAUUGACGAGAGGAGCAUUUUAUCCCAAUUCCCAACGGAAGCGGCCAGCAUCACAGCUCGAGAAAUUGUUCUUAGUUUAACGGCUGACUGCUCCUGCAAGAAGGCGGUGGUGGUAGGAGCAACAGUGCCGGUGGAUGCCGCACCACUGGCUGCUCCAGGACUCCAUAAGCGUCCGCUUGGUCGUCAUGCCAUUAACGCUACUGAGGCCAAGGUUACAACUGUGGAGGCACAUUCCAAACGCUUUUCCGUCAAGAUUGAUACCGAAGCAGAUCUGCAAUGGGUUAUGCAGGUGGGUAAUGAUUGUGCUGUUGCCAUGCUCGCUUAUUUUACCACCUCCUCCACCCAACUACUAAAGGCUGUCAACUAUGGAUUGACAAUGCCUCCUGAACACUGGGACAUAGUGACGCACAGCGUACACCUCUGCUGUGAAUGGUUGAGCUGCCUCCUACCUGCACAAAGUCAAAGGGUCGUGCACAUCCCGCGUGCUCUUCAUGCCAGUCCCGUGGUGUACGCGCGUCGCCUGCUCUUUGCCCUCUGUCGUUUCUUCGCGCCUCGUGCCCCUAUGGAUCGUCCAACAGGAGGCAUCUUUUCUCUCCUCCAUCAGCCGCCUCGAGACCCUCCCGACCACGCUUGUAUUGCUGCUGGCAUCUCUGCCAAUAACACUGUAGAAGAGAUUGUGCAUAACGCGGCAUUGGGAGUUGUACAGCCGAAUGCUGGCAUGGUGGUGGGAGACGGGGAGCGUUGGCUACAAGAGAAGUAUAUCCCCUUGGUUUCACGCAUCAUCAAUCGGGUAGAGCAAAUCCUCCUCACCUCGCACCUUCUUACCGCAUCCCUCUGGGAUAAUCUGCUAGAGUUUUGUCUGGCCAUCUGCUACGCAGUCCUUGCUCCACCUCCUCAGAUUGAGUACUCUGCCGUCACUAACUCGCGAGCCUUUUCGCAGUCCCCCGGGGCCCGCGGAAUGCUUCAACUGGAGUGCCUGGUAGUUGGUUUACUCAACCGAGUAUGGAUUCGCGCCCUUAGUCAUCACUACCCUUCUCCAGCUUACUGGCAGGGUCUACGGGAGCUCUGUUACGUCUCAAGGCAUAGAAUCGGUCUGAGUUACAUUUGGUCUCGUAUUCUAGUCGUCUUUACCUGCAGUCUAAUUCGUUCCCAGGGUGUCAUCGAGCUCUCCUACCCUCCAAGCGUACUUGAGGAAGGCAAUAUGGCAAACACUGCCAAAGUCUGCCCGCUUAAUCUUCCACCUCUCUCCGCCUUCGAACCCUUACUGAGUCGCAAGCUUAUGGUAGAACUUCCGGAGGAAGUGACUAAUAUCUCCUGGUUCCUUCUGCUCCAUCUGUUUGGCAAUCCUGUAGAUCUGUGCCAUCCUGCAGAGAUUACACACACUGCUGUGUUUGAGCAUUUCAGACGUUCAAACGCAGCAGCACGUUGUCGUCUGACAGUGGCAUUCCUGCCUGCCAUUUUCCACCAUGUGAUGCGGAGCCUGUCAGUAAUGGUUGACCUCUUCCUGGGUAUUGCACCUUCCCUUUCUGGCUGUCUUUCUACCUUCAUUGGAGUGCCGCCGAGCCUCUACGGGCCUCUUGCCGAUGUACCCGAGUACUUCCAAUACGCUUCAGUCCGCUCGCCAGACAUCAACUUUACCAACAAGAUCCAGGUCAGCGUUGAACCCUCAGGAUCCACGGACCUUCCCUCACCUGACAGUUCAGUACAGAAGAUCGUGCAUUCUGCCGCCUCGUCGACGGAUAUAGUAUGCAGUGUUAGCUCUCCUUCCUCCCUCAUCAACCCUCAGGCUGUAGCCGAGGCUUGGCUACAGCCCGACUUUCUAGUAACCUGUUUCUACAAUCGACCCCAUGUCACUUCCUUCAUGCGGCUUCUGGGACCUUGGCUCUUUGAGGCCGCUGUGGGGCACAACACAGAAGGUACAAUCAUCAGGGAGCGCUCGUUGAAGGUGGACAAUGCUAGUUUCCUUGUGGGUCGUGCCGAAGCUAUGGCCUGUCUUUGUCGCAUUUUCAUAUACGCCCAAAAAAACCAGAUCACCCUUAACCUUCUCACUCGUUUCUACAUAUGCCUCAUUAGAGCUCUCGAUCCCGAAGUAGAAUACGUCGUCUCUACCGUCCUUUUUCACGCGCCCGAUCUGUUGCGCGCUGACCUCACGGCCUGCUUCUCUUCGGUUGUACCCGCCCUCUUCAACGCUGCUCAGUGGGUGCUUCGAAAACCGUGUAUUGUUUGCCCGGAGUACGUCUCAAUGGUACUUCUGCGGCGGGCCAGCUUACAUCAGCUUCUUUCAAUGGUGUGUCUGCCCAACCAAUUCGAUGGCAUCCAAUUUCAAGAAAUAUCGUCCCCUUCCUCCGCAUCCUCAGAUUCGGGCACUCUUACUACGCGAACACUAAGGUUGAAACUAGCUGAACUUUUAUGCGAACUCCUCGCUUUCGAGACGGACACACAUAAUCUCCGAAUGCUUCUCAGUGCUGCCUAUACAUUGGUCUUGGAUAUGAUCGCGGUAGAACUCUCAGCGCCGGAGUCAAAAUCGAAACCCUCUCCUAAUAACGUCGACUCUUCUCCCAAUGUUGAGACAGCUUCUGGUCUGUACGCACUGCUGUUAGACAGAAUUUGCAUCUGUUUACGGCGGUGGACGAACGACUUCGCUGUGUCUUCCUUUGCACUUGACAUCCUCAGUGGGUUGGCCAAUACUCAUGUUCCUCAUCCCAGUUUGGCUCGUUGUCGCCGGUGUAUCCAGAGCAUCUGCGCCUUCAUCGAAGCUCAGUGUCGGCGUGAGAAGAAGGAUCACACACGGUUGUUGCACAGCCUCAUCAUCAAUGCUUUCCAUUGUCUUGGUGUGUGGCUAGUGGCCCAACCAAAUGGCCUUAACGAUCAGGAGACCCUCCGUGCCGUUGUUGAGACCACUAAACUAGGCAUCUUCGGUGACGAGACAGUUCCGCUGCCCCCAUCCGGAUCUAAGAUAGUCGGUUCUCUUGGGGGUCCUUCACUACCCUCUGGUAUGCCCUUUUCGAAACGCGUAAAUGAGGCAGCGGAACAGCUCCUAACCACUCUCUUUGCCGCUGCUGGGUCCUUCCCUCAGGCCGGUGGACCUGAGACCAUUUCUUGUCGCCUCACCGAAGAGCAGGUCAUCCAGCUCUCGGCCACUUCUACUUCCGCUUUUCAACACUUCCUUGUCGCCCUCCCAACUACAUCUGCCUCCGCUCCUACCACCCCUGACCUACUCCUGAGUAUUGCGGAAACGAUGAGGUCUCCUUCUAACACCUGUAACAAAAGGGAGAUCGAGGGUCCACCGGUGUUACGGCGAAGUGUCACGAAUCCCUCACCCGUCUUUACCUUUUUUCGCGAUGCCUCUGGACGUCAUCUCUGGUCUUGGAAGCUUCGUUAUGAGCCAAUAAGUGCUGGGGAGGAUACGACGAAUACUCUGCGACCAAGGAAUAUUAGACAUUUUAAAAGUUAUCUCGAAAGUAGCUGGCCGAUUAGACGGUCGGAGGAUGUAGGAGAUCCUUUCAUGCCCAGAACGAGGGAUAACAUUCCGCUUGUUAGGGCAGAGAAGGAGAUGCCAACUCUGGCGCAUUCGGUAAUGGGCUCGGUGGCGAGGAGGGAAGUAGACGCACUCAAAUCGCUCAUCGUCUCAGAGGCGGAACGUGCUGCUGCUCUCGGACGGCGCAUCCGAAAGGCUCGAAUUAAGGCUUUUAAUUCAUCCAACGCUGAGGAACAAUGCCGACCUGAACAACGGAUUGAUCAAAUAUCUUCAGGUCAUCUCCUCGCCUGUCACUUGGGCUACGUCCCGGUGAAUGCGCUGCAGGGUCCCAAUAACUCCUUCUGCGUGCCCCGAGACACCACCGCUGGAAGUAACGAUGUCACAAGCCAGUCCCAACCACAUUCCACCGCUGCCCCUCUUGCUCACCUUUCUGCCGAAAAACGUAUUCCGGGCACGCGGGACGCAGGCGGAGGCGUGGACCCUAGCCUUCUUAUACCCUCGGCUCUCAUACCUGUUUCCCCCUCUCUGGCUAAACAGUUGGAUGACCAAUCGCUAACUAGUCAGAGGUCUAGCGCCACUGCCUUCGUAUUCUAUGUUAAGAAGGGCCAAACUUCUCUUGAAGAUGUCAUCUCCAACAUGGCGUACUGGACAGAGACGUCGAAAGACUUUCAGUCUUUUCUCCACUCUCUCGGUUGGUGUGUGGAAUUCGCACAGCACCCAGGCUGGUGUGGGCCUCUACAGCGGUCUCAACCCUCUCGGUUAAGCCGCUCUGACGCCACCACAGCACACCUCUCUGGAUUUGAUGUGCGACUACGGUCUGCUGGCGUUGACUGUGAUGCUGUCGAAGGUCUCCAAUGGAAAGUACCCGAUGGCGAAGAGAUUUUCUUCUACUGGGCUGAUGCCUUCACUGAGCUGGUUGCGUUGUGUCCUUCUCAGCGAACAAAAAUUAAUAAAAAACCUCUGGAAGACCGCUCCUCAGCAGAGGAUUUCCGGGCUGCAAUUCUGUGGUUAGAGUCGUGGGAUGACGCGCUCUGGAUUCCUGGCUGGGCUAGUGAAAACAAAGGCAAUGUUGAUAACCCAACAGAAUCAACUUUGGCAACACCUGCAUUAUCAAACCCGUUGGUGACCGCCCUCGAGGUUAAAUUCUCCUGUAGUUUGGUGGUAUUAGUUCAUCCACUGUCCAGCAAUGGUCUCUUUCGCUUCGGCCUUCUGCGUCUCCACGACCUUGGCCAUGAAGCAGGUCCACUUACUACGGGAUUGCUGCUCAGCUCGCCUCUCCUCGGUGCGAUGGUUCGCUCCACUCUGGUCAAUACUCUUCACCGACUCGCUGCAGACUCCGGAGAUCCCACCAACACUACAGCUCGAAAACGUCUUGCUGCUACCGCAGCGUCAGCGGCAACGGGUUGUACGAAAGGACGCUUCGCGUCCGCUGUCCAGCUGCUGGUCUGGUCCGCGGAACAAUGCUACUGA